Molecule: messenger RNA, 1436 nt
Organism: Dothidotthia symphoricarpi CBS 119687
Lineage: Eukaryota; Fungi; Ascomycota; Dothideomycetes; Pleosporales; Dothidotthiaceae
Exons: 1
Coding region: 216-1436 (406 amino acids)
Biological process (GO): homogentisate catabolic process; L-tyrosine catabolic process; L-phenylalanine catabolic process
Molecular function (GO): fumarylacetoacetase activity
Source: RefSeq, a predicted model, not a curated record
CCGGCAAGACAUUUUCUACCCCGCAGAAUAGAUUUGUCGGGUACCGAUGUGGAGGAGGUUGUCCAAGACAGGUAGCUUGACCAAACAACAAUACAAGCACACUAAGUACACGACCAACAAUCUCAGAACCCUUUCCUAAAACCCCAAAAACAAACUCUCUCACCACUGAUCGCCAUUUCCAAGCAAGAAAACAACCCAGCCCGCAAACCGCAGCAAUGGCAGACCCAUACACAUCCCACUUCGGUCCCAACAACAUCCCCUACGGCAUCGCCAGCUCCGCCAAACACCCCACCCCCCAAUGCGUAACGCGCAUAGAAAACUCAAUAAUCUUCCUCGCCUCACUCUCCCAAACCCCCCCAUUCACAUCCAUCCCCGCGGACCUCCCCUCACUAUUCCGCUCCUCAACCCUCAACGCCUUCGCCGCGCUCCCCCGCGCAAUCCACACCCAAGUCCGCGCCGCCAUCCAACACGCGCACACCACCUCCCAGCACAGCGCCCACGCCGAAAGCAUCAGCGAUGUAACCAUGCACCUCCCCAUGCACAUCGGCGACUUCACAGACUACUCCGCCUCGCGCAACCACGUGCUCAACGCCGGCGAAGCCAUCCAAGGGACGCGCACACUACCACCAGGCUUCCACAAGUUCCCCGUCGGCUACGCAGGGCGCUGCUCCUCGAUCCGCGUAUCCCCCGCGCCUAUAACACGGCCGCUGGGCCAGUACAUUGAGAACCCCGCUGCGGCCGCAGCGGACAAGAAGAUCGUGUUCGGCGCGUCGCGCGCACUGGACUACGAGAUGGAAGUCGGCGCCAUCAUUGGGCGGCCCGUGGAAGCCGGUACGCAUCUCGCUGCCAAGGACGCGGAUGCGCAUAUCUUCGGACUCGUCCUGGUGAAUGACUGGAGCGCGCGCGAUAUUCAGGGCCUGGAGAUGAAUCCGCUGGGGCCGUUUAAUGGGAAGAACUUCGGCACGUCGAUGUCGGCGUGGGUUGUGCCGCUGGAGGCGCUGGCGCCGUAUGAGGUCCCUGCGCCGGAGAGGAUGAAUCCCGAGGCGGAGUUUUUGGCGGAUCCGAGGCCGGUGAAUUAUGCGAUUAGGCUCUCGGGCACGGUUGUGCGGAAUGGGGCGCGCACGACGACGUGCGAGGUCGGGUUCGAUACGAUGUAUUGGACGUUUCGGCAUAUGCUUGCGCAUCAUACGGUUGGUGGAUGUGGACUGCGGACGGGGGAUCUGGUGGCGAGUGGGACUGUGAGUGGUGAUGGGGACCAUGAGCAUGGGUGUUUGCUUGAGCUGACCAUGGGCGGAAAGAAGACUAGUAAGUUGAGUGACGGCGGGGAGUUGCGGUUCUUGGAGGAUGGGGAUGAGUUUGUGUUUACGGGUGUUGUUGGGGAGGGUGUGGGGUUUGGAGAGUGUGUCGGUGUUGUACAGCCUGCGAGGAAGAUAUAG